Messenger RNA from Panicum virgatum (switchgrass), 939 nucleotides. RefSeq names its product serpin-Z2A-like. NCBI's taxonomy places the organism in Eukaryota, Viridiplantae, Streptophyta, Magnoliopsida, Poales, Poaceae. Gene Ontology annotation, molecular function: serine-type endopeptidase inhibitor activity. The transcript has 2 exons. The coding region runs from base 1 to 939 and encodes 312 amino acids. The record is from RefSeq and is a predicted model, not a curated record.
AUGGAGGAAGCGGACGCGAGGCCAAGCAAGAAGGCCCGCCGGCCGGGUGCCGGUUCCGGCGGCCUGACGCUGUUCGCCCUCCGCUUGGCGAAGCAGCUCUCCGAGGGCGACAGCUCCGGUGACAACCUCGUCUUCUCGCCGCUGUCCAUCUACGCCGCGCUGGCCCUGGUGGCGGCCGGGGCAGGGGGCGAGACCCUGGACGAGUUCCUCGCCCUGCUCGGCGCGGCGUCGUGCGACGAGCUCGCCGAGUUCGUCCGCGGCGUGGCGGAGGGCGCCCUCGCGGACAGGUCCGGCUCUGCCGGCGGGCCGCUCGUCGCCUUCGCGUGCGGCGUCUGGCACCAGGAGACGCUGGCGUUGAGGCCGGCCUACCGCGCCGCCGCCGUGGAGUCCUACAAGGCAGAGGCGCGCCACCGAUUUCCUCGGGAAGGUCAGUUAGUUAAUACGCAGCCAGAGGAAGCACGAAAGCAGAUAAACAAAUGGGUCUCGAAGGCCACGAACAAACUCAUCACCUCAAUCCUCCCUAAACGUUCCGUGGAUCCCUCAACAGUCCUCGUGCUCGCCAACGCCAUCUACUUCAAGGGCAAGUGGUCCAAGCCCUUCGAGGAGAAGAAGACCAAGGACGGGGAAUUCUACUGCCUUGACGGCAGCCGCGUGCGCUCGCCGUUCAUGCGCUGCUCCUGGGAAGAACAGCUGAUUGAGGAGCACGACGGGUUCAAGGUGCUCAAGCUACCCUAUCGCAACUCCGAUGAUGAACGCGCGCGGUUCUCGAUGUGCUUCUUACUCCCGGACGCCCGCGACGGCCUGCCCAUCCUCGUCGCCAAGAUGGCGUCCAACACUCCAGCUCCGGCAGCUUCCUGCGAGACCACUUGCCCAAGAGGCGCGUCAAGGUCGGCGAGCUCCUCCUGCCCAAGUUCCAACACAAGGCGGUUAUCGAGGUGA